GUCAAAGCUGACAGCAGCAGCAGCCAUCGUCCCGCAGCUCAAGCCGACAAUGGCUAACGUUGUCGAGGUGGCACUUUCUUCCAGCUACAGUGUUUGAAAACUACAGAAACCCCUUUAACCGAGACAGGCUCCGACUCAGGAAACCUGCUGAAGGUAUUUGCUGGGCGACGGCGCAAGAAUGAAGCUUUACUCGUGGUGAAUACCUGCGGUACGAAUCAGCUGUUAUUAACCCGAACCGGCUCGGGGCUAAGUGACCGUCUCCCAGCCCAGAAGAGAGUUACUCGUCAAAGGCAACGCUCAAGCUGAAACAUGCUUCAUUUCGGCUAAGCUUUAUGCCCGACUAACUUUACCUCGUGUAUAGUUGAAGCUAGGCUAGCCCCUUAGCCUCUCUCUGUUUUUGUUGUUGUUUGUUUUUCACCGCCCGUAAACAUGUCAUCGUGGCUGGGAGGAAUCGGCUCCGGCCUCGGACAGUCCCUGGGUCAGGUCGGGGGCAGCCUGUCGUCCUUCACGGGACAGAUCUCAAACUUCACCAAAGAUAUGUUACUGGAAGGAGUGGAGGAAGUUGGAGAUCCUGCUACACAACUCCAGAUGUCCAACUCUAAGCUGGAGGAAGUGGAGGCUUCAUUUGCCACCCAAAAAUCUGAGUACGAGAGAUUAAAAAAGAUCCAUGCUGAACUAGAGGAGAAGCUGGAGGCAGCAGAGAUUCAGAUAAAGCGACAGUCAGCAGAUUACAGAAUUCUCCUGCAGCAGAAGGAUGUGGAAAUCAGCCACCUAAAAGCAAGACAAAGUGGCUUCCAGGAAGAGAUACAGAAGCUGCAGCGCUCAGCGCAGGCGUCCUCUGUCGGCCCCGCUCUGUUACCAGUCACUACCUCAGCCUCAACCACUGCCUCUUCUUCCGCCUCCACUUUCCUGACACAUUCUUCGGGGUCGCACCAGGGCUUCCACGGCGAUGAGGUGGAUCUCAGUGAUGUCAUCUGGUCGCAGCAGGAGAUCAACCGGCUGUCGUCAGAAGUCCAUCGUUUGGAGGUCGAGGUGGCGCACUGGAGGAGGAUGUCAGAGGCCUCAGCGUCAGCAGGGAACGGAAAUGGUGAUCAGGGUGAGAUUAUGAAACUGCACAGAACAAUCAAGGAUCUUCGAGAGCAGAUGGGUCGUGAGGUGGACGAGCACCAGCACGAACUGGCUGCUCUGCAGGACGCCCAACGACAGAAGCUGGCCGACGUCACCCGGCGUCACAGAGAGGAGCUGGCAGAGUAUGAGGAACGGAUAGAGGAGCUUGAAGAACAGAGCCAGGGGGGUGAAAAAGAAAGUUCUCAAGACAACACCAAGAUACUUGAGCUCCAGAGAGCUGUGGAUUCGCUGCAGAAAGCAGCAGAGCAGAAGGAGAAGGAGGUUUGUGAGCUGCAAGCCAGCCUGGAGGAGGCACUGAGAAAACAGACCUCACUGCAGCUGGAGAAGGAAGAGGCUCAGGUGGAAAACAUCGGGCUUCUGGAGAAUUACACUCGCCUUCAAACGUCAGUGGCUGAGCUCCAGACUCGGGUGCAAGAGCAGGAAGGCAAGGCAAUGCAGAAGGCUCAGCUGGAACAGGAGAUCCAAGCGUUAAAGAAAAAUCUUGCAGCUGCUGAGGAACAAAUUGAGCGUUUGAAGAAUCCUGCAGAGGGAGAGCAGGGCGAGGAAGUCGAACAUGCUGACAUUUUAGAGCUGAACACCAUCAUCGGGUCCUUAAGACAAGAGAAUGAGGCUUUGGAACAAGAAAAGGUGGCGCUACAGGAGAAACUCAAAGCAGCAGAGGAGCCAAUGGGAAAUAGUGGAGAGGAGAAUCUGGAGAUGCUGAACUCACUGGAGACAGAGCUGAAAAAGAAAGCAGAAGCGUUGAGAUCUUCUGAGGAGGAAUGUCAAACCCUCAUGGCAGACCUGGAGAAACUAGACAUUCAGAAUCAAGAAGCCACCCAGCACAUGAUCUCAGUUCGGGAGCAACUUUCUGCUCAGCUUAAAGAGUCUGAAGCGGAGCUAUUGAGAGUGACAGCAGAACACAAUGCAACCAAAGAGGAGAAGAAGACCUUGGAGCACGAGCUGGAGAGCCAAAACGAGAAGUUAAGCCAGAGUGCAUUCACCCUAAAUGACCUGCAUAUGGCCAAACAGCAGUUAGAACGUAGAGUGCAAGAGCUGAAGGACGACCUCAGAGAGUCGCGGUCAAAAGCGAAGGAGGCGCAAAAGGAAGUUGUAACGCUGAAGAAGACCUUACAGGAACAGGAGGUUGAUCUUUUGGCCACCAAGGAAGAGCUGAGUCAAAGUGGUGAGAGAAGUCAUGAAGUGCAAAGUGUUGUUGAUCAGCUCGCAAGCAAAGAGGCGGAGCUGACGGACCUCAUGAGAGAAUUAAAUGAAUCACGUGGUGCUAAAGAGAAACUUAUUUCAGAGGAGUACGAGUUAAAGAUGGAGAACCGGAAGUUGAAGGAGGGGCUUCAGGAAGCUCUGGAAAAAGUGGAGCAGCUAAGCAAGCAGAUGAAGGAAAGUCAAGCAGUACUGAAUAGAACAGUGAAGGAGAAGGAAACCCGCAUCGAAGCUCUGAAGCUGGAGAUCAGUCAACUUGAUGGUGAGCUGAGACAGGCUGAGAAUACCCAGUCAGAACAGGCAAAGCAGUAUCAGCGCACGAUAGAUGAGUUGACCCGUGCACGAUCGAUGGAUGCUUCGGCAUUACAAACGGACCACGAGCGGGCCAUCAAACUCAACCAGGAGAAGGACGCGACGAUCGCUCAGCUGAGAAGAGAGAUGGACCAACUGACAUCUGACCACAAGGACACCAAUGAAAUGCUCUCCAUGACUGUUGCAGGACAAAAACAACUGUCUGAUUUGCUUCAGGAGAAUGAAACGCUAAUUGAGACGUUCAAGCGGAACGCAGCAGAUAUGCAGGUGGAGAUGGACAACAGUGUUUCGGUCCUGACAAAGGAAGCUGAAACUCUGAGGCUGGCACUGGAUGAGAAGGAGAAACAACUGAGCGGAAUGAAGGAGGAGAACAGUCAUUUGAAAGAAGAAAUCGACCGGAUCAAGGAUCAGCAGAGCAGACCUCAGGCUCUUGCUGAGCCUCGGACUUUGGACCUCAUCACAGAGCUGGAGACGGAGAUCACCCAGCUGAAGUCCUCCAGCAGUCAUCUUGAAGAGGAGGUCCAAUCCCUGAGAAGAACCACGGAGGAGCAGAAGGCUUCGUUGCUUCUGGCGCAGCAGUCUUAUCAAGUUCAGCAGAGCGAAUUGGAGCAGGCUCAGGCUCGGUAUCAGCAGACCACGCUCAACUACGACAGACUGAUCCUUGCUCGGGACGAAGAGAUCGCUCGGCUACAGCAAAGCAUCCGUGCCGAUUCCCCUACAGUGGAGGGUGACGUGAUUCUUCAGGAAGAGAAGACACAGUCCAUGAACCAGGAGAAUGGCAACGAGAAGCAUGACCUGUCAAAGGCGGAGAUUGAGAAGCUAGUGAAGGGCAUGAAGGAGAAGGAAACUGAAAUUAGUCAACUGAAUGAGAAGAACUUGUCGCUCACAGAGCAGCUGGAUCAGAUGGUGGUGACGCGGGAUGAGGUGGGCAAGCUUUCCCAGAUGAUCAUGCAGAAGGAUCUGGAGAUACAGGCACUUCAUGCCAGAGUCUCUUUGGGAGGAGGCAACAGUCAGGAUGUGCUUUUCCUCCAGCAGCAGUUGCAGGCGUACGCCGUGGAGCGAGAGCAAGUGCUGGCUGUGCUCAACGAGAAAGCCCGCGAGAACAGCCAACUUAGGUCCGACUAUCAACGGCUCAUCGACAUCAUGGCAGGGAAGGAAGCCGCUUUGGUGAAGCUGCAGCAGGAGAACCAGCGACUCUCAAACAUGAGCGACCCGUCAGGAAGUCAGGAGAUGUUCAAGGAGACCAUUCAGAACCUCUCCAGAAUCAUUAGAGAGAAAGAUAUCGAGAUUGACGCGCUGACCCAGAAAUGCCAAACUCUGGUGACGGUCCUGCAGGCAUCCGGCGGGGACUCCGGAUCCGGGUCCGGCGGCGUCAGCAGCAACCAGUUUGAGGAGCUGCUGCAAGAAAGGGACACGCUGAAGCAGCAGGUGAAGAAGAUGGAGGAGUGGAAGCAGCAGGUGAUCACCACCGUCAAGAACAUGCAGCACGAGUCGGCACAGCUGCAGGAAGAGCUGCUGAAGCUGCAGGGUCAGGUCUGUGCCGACAGCGACUGCAGCUCCAAGCUCAGUGUCGACUACUCCAAGCUGAUUCAGAGCUACGAGCAGAAGGAGAGGAGGUUGGGAAGCCUAAGUCAGGAGCUUGCUCAGGUGCAGCAAACCAUCACCCAGCUGAGCAGCACGAAGGAGGUCCUGCUGGGUAAACUGGAUCAUGCUCAGACUUCAGAGGCUGUAACUGCUCACACAGCUGAGACUCUUUUUGCUGCUGAAGCUCAGAGCACCGUGCAAGCCUUGCCUGUUGAGGCCCUCAAACUGCAGGAAGAGCUUGUGUCUGUAAGAACACAGCUAACUGAGAAGGAGAGUGUGAUUCGGACUCUCCAAGAGAACAACCACCGGCUCUCCAACUCGGCUUCUGCAUCUGAGAGCGAGCAGAGAACUCAAGCCGCUGAGGCCCAGCAGGUCAGGGACCGACUGGAGGCGCUGCAGCGCUCCGUCAGGGAGAAGGACCUGCUCAUCAAAACCAAAGGAGACCAACUCACCCAGAUCAGUGAGACGCUGAGGAACCGCGAGAAUGACAACGAGGUGCUCAAGCAAGCCGUGACCAACCUGAAAGAGAGGGCUCUUAUUCUGGAGGUGGAUGCUAAGAAGCUGAAGGAGGAGAACGAGCUGGUAGUGGUCCGGUCCAGGGAGAAGGAGUCCGAGUUCAGAGCCCUGCAGGAGACCAACAUGCAGGUGUCGCUCCUGCUCCGGGAGAAGGAGUUUGCGUUGAGCGCCAUGAGUGACAAAGCAGCGACGGUGGAGAUGAUGCUGAAAAGCAAAGAGCAGGGCAAGUCCAGUGAGCUCAACCAGCUCCUGAAUGAAAUCAAGUCCAUGCAGGAAAAAGCAGUGGCGUUCCAGCAGGAGAGGGAUCAAGUGAUGAUGGCGCUAAAGCAGAAACAGAUGGAGACGACCGCACUGCAAACGGAGCUCCAGCACACGAAAGACAAAGAGCAGCGGCUCAAGUUGGAGCUGGAGAGGCUCCGGAAUCACUUGCUGGAAGUGGAGGAUGUUUACACACGGGAAGCUCUCGCUGCAGAGGACCGGGAGACCGAUCUGCGCAAGAAGGUGUCACUAUUAGGCGAGCGGCUAGCUACAUCCUCGAGUGCUGUGGAGAGUGCCAGCCAGCAGGCCAACAUGCAAGUGGAGUCCCUGCAGGAGCAGCUGAGCGGCGCCGUCAAACAACGGGAUGAAGCUCUCACCCAACUCCGGGUUUCCCAGGAGCAGGUCAACCAAUAUGCAGUUUCACUUUCCAACCUGCAGAUGGUGCUAGAGCAAUUUCAGCAAGAGGAAAAAGCCAUGUACACGGCAGAACUGGAGAAGCUUAAGAAGGAGGUGCAGGACUGGAGAAGGAAAGCUCAGAAGCUGGGGGACCAAGUGUCUGCACUGCAGUUAAACCUGGAUGAAGCCAAUGCUGCGCUUGACUCGGCCUCCAGACUUACUGAUCAGCUUGAUCUGAAGGAGGAGCAGCUGGAAGAACUCAAAAAACAAGUUGAUGUGAGACAAGAGAUGUUGGAAGAAGCACAAAGGAAACUGAUGAACCUUCUAAACAGCACAGAGGGGAAGAUUGACAAAGUCUUGAUGCGGAAUCUCUUCCUGGGAUACUUCCACACACCCAAGACUAAGCGAUCUGAUGUGCUGAGGCUCAUGGGAAGUGUUCUGGGACUUAGCAGAGAGGACGUUGACAAGAUGUUGGAGGAGGACCGAAUGCAUGGUGUUACGGGUUGGGUAUCAAGCUGGUUGGGAGGCAGAGGAUCUCAGAGCAACUCACCCGACAGGCCGACAAGCAUCCAAUCCAUCAACUCGUCGUUCUCAGAGAUGUUCGUGAAGUUCCUGGAGGUGGAGUCGUCUCCAGCGAUGCCUGCUCCAAAGCUUCCAGUCCUGGACAUUAAACCCCUGAGUGCAGCUUCACACAGGCGGACGGGCAGCGGAGGUAAACCACCGGAGGAGCAAGAGCCAAGUGGAUCAGAGCUUUAUGGUUUCCUUUCCUCUUUCAUCACAGGAGAGAAGAGGACCGGAGAACCCAACCCCUUCAUGGUGACCCGCUCCACCACUGUGCCGCUCCUUGUCAACCCAGGCUCCGGCACCUCUGGAGGUCACUUGCUGAUGAAGCCAAUCUCGGACUCUCUCCCCACCUUCACUCCAGUGCCAGUCUCCGCUGAAGCCAGUGGUGGUGCAGUGCUCAAAGACUUGUUGAAACAGUGAGGGGGAAACGUGCUGUGUCUCCUCUGACUUCUGCAGAGGGGAGUUUGACUUUGCAUUAUUUAUCUAUGCACAUAUAAGGCUUUAUAGUGAACCUACUUUGUGGGUGUUUUUACAUCCACCAUCUUUCAAGUGACCUCUCACCUCUUUGAGUCAAACAUUUCUACUUUCAGCAAAUGUUUGUCUCCCCUUCAGACUCUUCAUUCAUCGGCGUCUGUCUGGUCAAACAUCUGUUUAAAACAUUGCUUCCCCAGACAGACGGUGACACGCAGUAACAUGUAAUUAUGAACUGCUGACUGAUCAGUCUCUUCCUCAGAAGCCCUCUUCUUCCCUGUACAGUUUACUGUCAUUUUUUUUUUCACUUUCGCCUAAGUGUGAGUGUGCGAUUGGUUUAGAGUUUGGUAAAAAGUAUUCACUUCUAUUGGGAUUCAGAAGUAGUGUUUUGGGAAGAAUUCAGUGUAAACCUUUUGGUCAGGGGAUGUUUCCUAUUCCAAAGAGCCAGUUCAGAAUCACUCGCACUUUUCUGUCCUUUUUUGAGCUCUCUACAUUCGGGCUUUGCAUUUUAUAUUUUUUUAUUCAGGUCAAAUCAAUCAUUCCCCCCUCCAACCCUCCCUCAAACAAGAUUUUAUUACUUCCAUAUUUUAAUAAUGAGUCUCAAGCCUCUCAUACAUUCAAUUAAACUCCACUUUUCCCCUCUAAAUUCCAAACACGCUUCUCAUUCUUUAAGUUACAGCGCCUACACGGAGCCACGUCCACUGCCAUGCCGGGGUUCUCUGGUUAAGUGCCUAUUUUGGGGUUAAUUCGUUGUAAAAUUUUGAUUGUACAUGUUCAUAUAGUUAAAUAUAUAUUUAAAAGAAAAAUGUAAUUUUCUCAUGACCGGAGCUGACCAGCAGGGUCUGAGUACUUGUGUAAAUACUAGUUAUGUACUUCCUUCCCCACUGAUGGAAUGUUAAUGGGUUGAAUCGAAUAAACUGUAAAAUAUUUUGACAAUUCUCGGUUGUUGAACUUGGGAGUUCCAUCCCUGAGGUUAG
Molecule: messenger RNA, 7406 nt
Organism: Synchiropus splendidus (mandarinfish)
Lineage: Eukaryota; Metazoa; Chordata; Actinopteri; Syngnathiformes; Callionymidae
Gene: trip11
Product: thyroid hormone receptor interactor 11
Exons: 20
Coding region: 430-6378 (1982 amino acids)
Biological process (GO): endoplasmic reticulum to Golgi vesicle-mediated transport; Golgi organization
Cellular component (GO): Golgi apparatus
Molecular function (GO): small GTPase binding
Source: RefSeq, a predicted model, not a curated record